Molecule: messenger RNA, 1755 nt
Organism: Iphiclides podalirius (scarce swallowtail)
Lineage: Eukaryota; Metazoa; Arthropoda; Insecta; Lepidoptera; Papilionidae
Source: the annotation of a GenBank genome assembly
AUGGCAUUAAAAAUUAAAGUAGUUUUUUUUAAUGUUAUCCUGGGGGCGGCCAUACAGACUGGCACGCAGGCGGCCAUAUACCCAGGCACGGCCCUGCUAGUGAUAGUAGAGUCGCACAAGGAGCUAAGAUGUCCGGAAUGUCGGGUCCUGGUCGAGGCGAAGGUGGAGGACCUGCCGCCGAACGUCCUCCUCAUGAGGAUCCUGGAGGGCAUGAAGAAUUCCGCGCCGAGGAAGCUGAGCGUGGUGCAGCGAACGCCAAGGAGUGCUGCUCACUCGCAGGUCGUCAUACCACUGCCUACCCCUACCGCGCUAUGCAAAGCCCUCUAUGACUUCAGGAUGUCCGCUCCCGACGAAGAGGGCUGUUUGGCAUUCGACAAAGGCUACGACCGCCUGAGGGGGGCCAAGUUCGAGAACUACUCUACGCAGGCGCACAGGCCGGAGACGGCGUACCAGAACGUGCGCGCUCACGACCACUUCCCAGUGUCCGUGGGCGGUUUCAACGCGAACAACGCCAGCUCCGACUCCAGCUCCAGCGUGAACACCCCCUCGGUGGGGGCGAGCUCCACCACCACCCCCAACACCAGCUCCGACACGAGCACCUGCGAGAGCGCCGAGCCCAGCCUGCCCGGCUCGCCGGACAACGCCGAGCGAAACUCGGCCGUGUCGACCGCUAAUACGGUCCAGAGUCAAACGGCCGACGCGAGCAACGACAACCAAGAGAGCGAAACCCCUCUGAGCACCUCCAUGGGGGUGCUGAGUCUCAACGAGAGCUCGACGGCGACCAACACCUCGUUGAACGUCACCCUGCCGCCGUCGGAGAGUCCAAAGUUGAAUGCGUCCGCCGCUAGCAGCUGUUCGCAGAAUCAGAACGAUAGUCAGGAAUGCGUAAGCAAUAAUGACCCUUCGCGACUGGACGCACCUUCCUCUUCCAAGAUGAGGUCCGGAUCGAGCGGACCGGACUCGCUUUUGAACUUCGGCUUGGGCCUUCAAGCGGCACUGUCGCCCUCCCACGUCAAGGACGCCAGCUAUCUGUCCAGAUCCCAUAGGGAACAUCAUCACAGAGAAAGGGAGAAGAGACAUAGCUUGACGCCUUCCACGCAUUUGCAGGGCAACCACACGCCACAGAAUAGGCACUCUGCUGAAAUAUUGGCUACUAGUCUGUUGGAUCACGCUCCAGAGAGGGACAGGAAGCGUACUGAAAGAGAGGGGGAGAGGAGACGACGGCGUUCUAGGAGUAACGAGCGAUCUCUGCCCGCUGCUUAUAUCGCUUUGUAUCCGUACAAGCCUCAGAAACCAGACGAAUUGGAGUUGAAGAAAGGAGCUCAACCCCUCACAUACCCGUGGAGCGCGCAAGUCAGCCAAUCUCCGCAACAAAACGCUCAGAGAACGGAAAAGGAAAAGCCCAAGGAAAAGGCGAAAGCGGAGAAGUCUUCGAUAUCGACGGGCGUCAGCCUGAUGAAGCGGCUUGCCGCAAUGAAGAAGUGCAAAUCGCCCCCGCCCGUGAGCUACAGCAUGGACAAUCCCGUGUUCGAGGACGGGCCAGGGCCGUCGCUGGUGGCUCCGCAUCCGGUGCACGUGCGAUUCCGCUGCAUAGCGCCGUACCCCCCCAACUCGGAGUACGAGCUCGAGCUGAAGGUGGACGACAUAGUGGUGGUGUCGCGGAAGCGCGGCGACGGCUGGUACAAGGGGACGCUGCAGCGCACGGGCCGCACGGGCCUCUUCCCCGCCUCCUUCGUGCAGAGCUGCCCGCACGAA